Messenger RNA from Drosophila rhopaloa, 2697 nucleotides. It is a transcript of the gene Cpr, whose product is annotated as NADPH--cytochrome P450 reductase. The record is from RefSeq and is a predicted model, not a curated record. Gene Ontology annotation, molecular function: NADPH-hemoprotein reductase activity; flavin adenine dinucleotide binding; FMN binding. The transcript has 6 exons. Gene Ontology annotation, biological process: response to hormone. The coding region runs from base 17 to 2047 and encodes 676 amino acids. NCBI's taxonomy places the organism in Eukaryota, Metazoa, Arthropoda, Insecta, Diptera, Drosophilidae. Gene Ontology annotation, cellular component: cytosol.
GCACACACUACCCACCAUGGCCAGCGAGCAAACGAUCGCGGGAGCAGACGCAAUCGGCGCCGACGAACCCUUCUUGGGACUAUUGGACGUGGCCCUACUGGCGGUACUGAUUGGUGGAGCCGCGUUUUACUUUCUACGCAGCCGCAAGAAGGAAGAGGAGCCGGCUCGGAGCUAUUCUAUACAACCCACAACAGUGUGCACCACCAGUGCUGCGGACAACUCAUUUAUAAAGAAGCUCAAAGCCUCCGGGCGCAGCCUUGUCGUUUUUUAUGGUUCGCAGACCGGAACCGGUGAGGAAUUCGCCGGCCGCCUAGCUAAGGAGGGCAUUCGAUACCGUCUAAAAGGAAUGGUUGCGGACCCCGAGGAGUGUGAUAUGGAGGAGCUACUGCAGCUUAAGGACAUAUCUAAUUCUCUGGCCGUUUUCUGCCUGGCCACCUACGGCGAGGGAGAUCCUACGGACAACGCCAUGGAGUUCUACGAGUGGAUCACCAACGGCGAUGUCGACUUGACCGGGCUUAAUUAUGCGGUAUUUGGCUUGGGCAACAAGACAUACGAACACUACAAUAAGGUGGCCAUAUACGUGGACAAGCGGCUGGAGGAACUGGGCGCUAACCGAGUCUUUGAACUCGGGUUGGGCGACGAUGAUGCUAACAUCGAGGAUGACUUUAUCACGUGGAAGGACCGCUUUUGGCCCGCUGUUUGCGACCACUUUGGCAUCGAGGGCGGUGGCGAGGAAGUGCUCAUUCGCCAGUACCGUCUGCUGGAACAACCGGAGGUGCAGCCUGACCGCAUUUACACUGGAGAGAUCGCACGUUUACACUCGAUGCAGAACCAGCGGCCGCCCUUUGAUGCUAAGAAUCCCUUCUUGGCACCCGUCAAGGUUAAUCGCGAGCUGCACAAGGGUGGCGGUCGCUCCUGCAUGCACAUAGAGCUGAGCAUUGAUGGGUCCAAAAUGCGCUACGACGCUGGAGAUCAUGUCGCCAUGUACCCUGUUAACGACAAAAGCUUGGUGGAAAAGCUUGGCCAGUUGUGCAACGCAAACCUGGACACUGUCUUUUCGUUGAUUAACACGGACACGGACAGCAGCAAGAAACAUCCGUUCCCCUGCCCUACCACGUAUCGCACCGCACUCACCCACUAUUUGGAAAUUACAGCAAUACCCCGCACGCACAUCCUCAAGGAGCUUGCUGAGUAUUGUAAUGACGAGAAGGAAAAGGAUCUACUGCGCACCAUGGCCUCCACCAGUCCGGAAGGAAAGGAAAAGUACCAGAGCUGGAUUCAAGACGCCUGUCGUAAUGUGGUCCACAUUCUGGAAGACAUUAAGUCCUGCCGUCCUUCUAUCGACCACAUUUGCGAGCUUCUGCCCCGUUUACAGCCACGGUACUAUUCCAUCUCGUCGUCAGCUAAGCUGCACCCUACUGAUGUGCACGUGACUGCCGUGCUCGUGGAGUACAAGACUCCUACGGGACGCACCAACAAGGGUGUAGCCACGACGUAUCUAAAGAACAAGCAACCCCAUAGCGGCGAGGAAGUUAAAGUGCCAGUGUUUAUUCGAAAAUCUCAGUUCCGAUUACCUACGAAGCCGGAGACUCCUAUCAUAAUGGUGGGUCCGGGCACUGGUCUUGCGCCCUUCCGUGGAUUUAUCCAGGAGCGACAGUUUCUACGUGACGAGGGCAAGAAUGUGGGCGAGUCGAUACUGUACUUCGGUUGCCGUAAGCGCAUCGAGGAUUACAUCUACGAAACCGAGUUGGAGGAGUGGGUAACAAAGGGCACACUUAAUCUGAAGGCCGCCUUUUCCCGUGACCAGGCAAAAAAAAUCUAUGUUCAGCAUCUCCUUGAGCAGGAUGCAGAUCUAAUAUGGAAAGUGAUUGGCGAGAACAAGGGACACUUCUACAUAUGCGGUGAUGCGAAAAACAUGGCCGUGGACGUUAGGAACAUUUUAGUGAAAAUUUUGUCCACCAAAGGUAACAUGAGCGAGGCUGAAGCCGUGCAGUAUAUCAAGAAGAUGGAGGCUCAGAAGCGCUACUCGGCCGAUGUCUGGAGCUAAUCUGGUCCAAAUGGACACCUAUAAGCGUAAAGUUUUCUAGUUUUUAAAGCUGUGUAAGCGUAAUUUUUGGUUUGGGAACUUCUUACUGCAGUUCAACAAACGAUGAAUGAGUAACGAUUAGUAUAUAUCUAGUUUAAAUAACUCUAGUUUGUCCCUGGUCUGUUUAAUGGGGCAAACAAAGACGGAAUAUAAGUAAUGAAAUGAGCGGAGUAACAAGUCUUCGAUUUAAGUAGCUUUGCACGAAUGCAGAUUAAUUAGAGUUUUUUACGUGCAUUUUAUUAUGUAUUCUCUUGGUGAUUUCAAUACAAAUACGAAACAUGUUGUGCAAUUUUAAAAAUGACACUGAAAUUGUAUUUUUAAAAAUAAAAAUAUUAACUUUUUGCUGCAGUUCAACAAACGAUUUAGUAUAUAUAUAGCUUAAAUAACUUUCUGGUUUGUCCCCGGUCUGUUCAAUGGGGCAAAUUUAAACGGAAUUUUAGUAAUAAAAUGAUUGGAGUAACAAGUUUUUGAUUUAAGUAGAUAUGUACUGAAUUUUCGAGUUUUUUACGAGCACUUUAUUUUGUAUUCUCAUGGUGAUACGAACUGUAACAUUGGCACUUAUUGUAUUUUCAUAAAUAAACAAUAUACAAAAAUUGUUGUCUACUAUUAAA